UGAUUUCUGCAUUUUACCACUUUUUUGAUGGAAGAGGAGGACUAACCCAGAAGUGAACUCUGCAGUUAAACAAGAAACUCUCAUUAAAUAAUUUGGCUCCUUUCAAAAACAGCACCCCAGUCUAGAAGACCUUUAAAGAGAAGAGAAUACUUUUCGAUUUUGCUCUUUCAAUUUCACUUCUUCAGCACAUAAACGGUGAACAGCAAAGACACUGAUGCAGUUGUCUGCCAUUGAGCUUCGUGUCAAAUAGCAUUUAUUUAGUUCCUUGGAGGGGAACCUAAGUUACAUGAAGUGAAAAGUAUCAAGACAUUCAUUUUUAAGAACUUUAGCACCGUGGAUUUUUUUUAGCAACUGUACAUAUAAUGAAAAUGAAGCUUAUAUUUUAAGACCAUAUAUGCUUGGGCAGAUGUCUCCCAUUUAAUAUUAGAAUUUGGGAGAAGCAUUUUUAUAUAACUUAACCUUUCCUCCCCCAUCUCCUAAGCUUUCAAACUGAUGUGUUACAGACAAUGAAUAAUCCCACAGAUUUGAAUGUAUCUGUUCAUUGUUAACUUUGGUAUUGCUCUGAAUGUUGUCCUGCAGCUCCAACAACCACUUCUGUUAUGUUAAAUCCAAGUUCCACAGCACCACAAUAAGAGGAAAUUUAAUGAGGUGAACGUGGUUGUGGCUUUUUUAAAUGUAAAUUACCUUUUUAGGUAUUUUUUUGUAGUAUGAGAACAGAGAGAUGAAGAUGAGUAGCUGAGGGGGUUGAACGGUGCAGUCAGCACGAAGUGCGGCUUCUCGUGCUCUGCUCUGAGACGCACCAUUGCCUCAAGGCUGGCAUAACUGCAUUCUGGAGAAGGAAAGAACCUGAAGAUCAGAAUAAAACACUGAAAUAAAGGAGAGAAUUGGACUGCGACGGCCGAACUCUGGAUCCUGGCCAUGAGGUUUGAUGCCUCACUUUAUUGAAGGGAGACACUGGACCUAAAUGGCGCAGCAUGACUUUGUUCCUGCCUGGCUUAACUUCUCAACACCACAGUCAGCCAAGUCCCCAGCAGCCACCUUUGAGAAACAUGGAGAGCAUCUUCCACGGGGUGAAGGCCGGUUUGGUGUGAGCCGUAGAAGACACAACUCUUCUGAUGGAUUUUUCAACAACGGCCCCCUCAGAACUACGGGAGACUGCUGGCAUCAGCCCUCCCUGCUCCGCCAUGAUUCUGUAGAUUCUGGUGUUUCUAAAGGAGCUCAUGUUGGGCUUUCUGGCAAUCAGCCUGGCUGGCAUGGUCCCUCACGGGGCCAUGAUGGUAUGAACCAGCGUGGUGGUGGAGGAACUGGAGUCCAUCGCCACUGGAAUGGCAGUUUUCACACUCGGAAGAACUCUGCCUUUCAAGAAAAGCUGCCUGUUGAGGUCAGGGAAGAGAGGAGAGAAGAUAAAGAGAAACUGCAGUUUGAGGAAGAAGACUUUCCAUCUUUGAAUCCAGAAGCUGGAAAACAGAAUAACCAGAGCAAACCUUUAGGGACACCUUCUGGAGUGUGGGAAAACCCUCCUAGUGCCAAGCAACCUACCAAGAUGCUGGUCAUCAAAAAGGUUUCAAAAGAGGAUCCUGCUGCUGCUUUCUCAGCUGCGUUUACAUCACCAGUUCCUCACCUUGCAAACGGCAACAAGACCACCACAAUUGUCCCAAGUGUCUACAAAAAUCUGGUUCCUAAACCUGCAGCACCUCCUUCUAAGCCAAGUCCGUGGAAAGCUAACAGAAGUGAACAUAAACCUGGCUCACUUUCCUCCAGCCGUGACUCUGCCUUUACCAGUCCGGUGUCUGUAACCAAACCAGCGGUACUGGCGAGUGGCUCAGUUCUCACCUCUCCCAAAGAGAGUCCUUCCAGCACCACCCCUCCCAUUGAGAUCAGUUCUUCACGCCUGACUAAGCUGAUGCGUCGCACCGCCGAUAAGAAAAGUGAAUUCCUGAAGGCGCUGAAAGAUGAUAGGAAUGGAGAGAUCACAGAGAACAGAGAAUGUGACAAGUUGGAGGAUAUGGAAGGCAGCAGCACACCAGAACCAAAGGAAAACUGGGAAGAGAAUUGCCAUCAGAAUGGCCUUUCUCUCCCUUUGAUGGAGGAGGGGGAGAACCUAUCUCAUUCACUGGAAGCAGAACACAGGUUAUUGAAAGCAAUGGGAUGGCAGGAGUAUCCUGAAAAUGAUGAGAACUACCUUCCCCUCACUGAGGAUGAGCUCAAAGAGUUCCAAGUUAAGUCAGAGCAGCUAAGAAAAAAUGGAUUUGGGAAGAAUGGAUUUCUUCAUAGCCGCAGCUCCAGCCUGUUUUCCCAGUGGAGAAGCACUUUUAAGACAGAGUUUGAGGACUCGGACACAGAAACUAGUAGCAGUGAAACAUCAGAUGAUGAUGCCUGAAAGUGGGCACAAAACAUUUAAAAAUGAAACCAACCCAAUAAACUCAGUUCAUAGUUCCACAUGUGUUUGGGGUUGUAUAAACUAAACAGAGUUUAUUCUGUCUCCAGUCUGUUCAGUUUUUCUUUUGUUGUUGAAUACUUCAUGCACAAGGGAAAUAAUUGUAUCCCAAAGAAGAGAGAAAUUGGCUUGUUUAGCUUUUUCUUUUGGUUUUGCCCUUCUGCUUAAUAGAAGUUUGUGCAGCUCGCAAAUUUGUGACGAAAAUCCCUCGUCAGGCAAUGCACAAAUUCAGUCUUGUAAACAGGAUACAGGUGACUGAUCUUUGCAACAAGCUUCUAAUAAUGCCGCCUGCAUUACAUAAUGUUGCGUGGUAACAAUGUGCUAAAACAAUCAUUGUCAAUGACAAAAUGGAUAUUGAAGUUCUAAUUGUGUUAAAUUAAUGCAAAUAACAUCAAUUUUUUUUUCUGGCUCGGGGAGCUUCAUCACUUAACCCAGGCGUUUGUGGUUUUCUUUUAUGGGUACAGCUGUAAAAUAUUUGGACAUAGGAAUUGUUUGUGUUCUUCUUGCAGCCUUGAUAUUCAGGGUGGAUUGUAAAAUAUAAAUUUUUUGUGAGAUUUCAAAGAUUAAGAUUAUUUUGAUAACAUUAUUUACAGAUUUAAAAAAGUGACUAUCACAUUGAGUCUGUAUGAGGGGGAAAAACUACUGCAUCAAAAAUAACUAACUUGGAAUAAAUAUUUUGCAUCAGUUUGCCAA
Molecule: messenger RNA, 3130 nt
Organism: Pelodiscus sinensis (Chinese soft-shelled turtle)
Lineage: Eukaryota; Metazoa; Chordata; Testudines; Trionychidae
Source: RefSeq, a predicted model, not a curated record